AUGGAGGACGUUCGUAGUCUGAGUAUUAUAGGCCAGCGUACUUUCGACGCGGACUCCUUUGGUUAUGAUCGCUUAGGCGAGAUUGCCCAGGUUGCUGAGCGGGCGUUGUCCGUCAAUGCAACAAAUGUUGUACGUCACGAUCUCGAUAGACAUGUUGAGGUUCAUGACAUUUUGAGUCAAGAACUUGCACCCGUAGACCCGACCCAGCAACAUCCACCACCCAGACCUCCGAGGCGUUCGCGCAGGUCUCAGCGUGGGCGUGGGGGGCAAGAGACAAUCACAUCAUCUCAGCCACAUCAGUCCUCCCAGCAUGAGCAGUCUCAUAUUCCCUUCACUGGCGGUUUAUCCCAUCAGUCUCCACUCCAUUCUCGACAGCAUUCAGCCCAUCAGUCUCCACAUCAUUCAUCCCAUCAGUCUCCACAUCAUUCUUCGCCGACCCAACAGGCGUUUUACAGUCCGAUUAUGUCUCCCCUGCACCAGCAGUCCAAUUUUUCCUUCACUCAGUUUUCCUCCCCUCAGACUUCUCAGCGUCAGUUUGGAGAUUCUUUUAUUGACUUUUCUGGGUUUCAGCAGAGUUCGCUAGAUGGCCAGUCGAUACAUUACACGAGUAACUUUCUUUCGAGUAUGUUCGAGGGUGUUGCGGGUCAGCAUCAGGCUGAUAACCCAGCUGAGGGGACUCCACCGUUGGCUGUGAGUAAAGGCCAGAGAGUGAUGAAGGAGCCCGAUAGAUUGACUUAUAGCCUUUUUCGGGCUAAAAAAAAGCCCAAGAAGAAGUAG
Molecule: messenger RNA, 777 nt
Organism: Oldenlandia corymbosa var. corymbosa
Lineage: Eukaryota; Viridiplantae; Streptophyta; Magnoliopsida; Gentianales; Rubiaceae
Source: the annotation of a GenBank genome assembly